[Candida] anglica is the source of this 1629-nucleotide messenger RNA. The record is from the annotation of a GenBank genome assembly. NCBI's taxonomy places the organism in Eukaryota, Fungi, Ascomycota, Pichiomycetes, Serinales, Debaryomycetaceae.
AUGGCCGGAGAAUUUAAUAACAACCCCGAGCUGGACUCUGGGUCAGAAAUUAUUCAGAAUAAGAAUAUCGCCAGUAAUCUAUACAACGAAAAACCUGAUCUCUCGGCUGCGGCCAUCAGACACUAUGCUGCUACAAGAUUGUCCACUCUCUUUGAUAUUCCAAUCAUGUCGUCAGAGAAAACUGUGUGGCAGACUAUCAACCCAAUUCCUGCUCUUCUGGAAAUGAACGCAAGAAACUGGAAUGACUACUUUUUGGGGUUUUUUGCAUGGGCUGUGGAUGCUAUGGAUUUCUUUUGUGUAUCUGCAAGUGCGUCUGAAAUUGCCGCUUCUCUCGGUGUGAACAUUAAGGAUAUUACAUGGGGUGUCACGUUGGUGUUGAUGCUUAGACCUGUUGGGGCCAUUAUUUUUGGUAUUGCCACUGAUUACUAUGGAAGAAAAUGGCCAUUCAUUGUCAAUUGUUUACUCUUUGUGGUUUUAGAAAUUGGUACCGGGUUUGCACAAACCUACGCUCAAUUCUUGGGUGUACGUGCGUUGUUUGGGGUUGCAAUGGGUGGUAUGUAUGGUAAUGCUGCAGUGACAGCUUUGGAGAAUCAACCAAAACAUGCAAAGUCUGUUUUGUCGGGAUUCUUCCUUCCUGGGUACAACCUUGGUUAUUUGUUAUCCAUUGUAUUUUACAGAGGUUUCCAAUUCCUGUACAAGGAAGGAGAGGGCUGGAGAGCACUCUUUUGGUUCUCUGCUGGUCUCCCAGUCAUUUUAAUCGUUUGGAGAUUUUUCAUUCCUGAAUCAGAAGUUUACUUGCGUAUGAAGGCUGCAAAAAAGGCCCUGAAUGCCAGAAAAAGGGAUUUAGAAUCAAGUGGAGAAGUCCAAGUUGUAUCUAAGUCAUGGAAAGAUAAAAUUGAUCCUUCUAUCUUCGUUACUAUCAAGACUGAAUGGCUCAUGUUCAUUUAUUUGGUUCUCUUGAUGGCUGGGUUGAAUUUUAUUUCGCAUGCUUCACAAGAUUUGUACCCUACUUAUCUUCUCAAGCAACGUCAAUUUGGAGUGGAUGAACGUACAGUUAUCAUGGUUGUGGUGAAUUUAGGUGGUAUGUGUGGUGGUAUUGUUAUUGGUCAAAUGUCUGAAGUACUCGGGAGAAGACUUAUGAUGAUCAUUGGUUGUAUUGCCGGUGGUUGUAUGCUUUACCCGGCGUAUAUGAUGAGCUCUAGAGAAGCUGUUACCGGUGGAGACUUCGCAUUGGUGUUUUUCAUUAUGGGUAUCUAUGGUGUUAUCCCAAUUCAUCUCAUGGAAUUAGUCAAUGCAACCCAUAGAACUUUCCUCUCUGGAUUAGUUUAUCAGCUUGGUAAUUUAAUUUCAUCUCCGCUGGCAACCAUUGAAGCUGACCUUGGUUCAAACUUCCCACUUGAUAUUCCUGGGGUGGAAGAUGCAUAUGAUUAUGGAUUGGUUAUGGCCAUUUUCUGUGGAGCUAUCUUUGCCUAUAUCAUUGUCUUGGUUCUUGUUGGUCCAGAACGAUUCAACCGUGACUUACUGGUUACAAGUGACCAUUUGAGUAUCGUCGAAAGUAGAGUUUCUGAAGAAGAAGAAUCUAAGCUGUUAGACAAGCCUGAAGAUGAACAGGUUGAAUACAAGAAAUAA